GCUAUUUUCACCCAAACUGGCGAAUUUGGCGAUAGGUGGCGAAAUUAUUAGUUUCUGUAGCAAUUGUUCGUAGCAAGUUUCGUGGAACCUCUCCCACCCUGUACUUAAUCACCAAAAGUUUGUGAACUUUGGUCAGGUGUCAGAGGGGUGACUUAACUUACGACCUUUAUGUAAACACUUGUCUAUCUGGUACCCACUUUCUCUGCUGCCCUCAAACAGAUUAGAUGUAGAAAUAAACUCUCCCUUUUUGUUAACGUUAAUUUUGGUUGUGUGAAUCAUUUUAUAGUCUCCCAACAGUUUCCCAUGUGCUUCGUGCAAAAAUGUCUAGAAAACAGUUAAUUGAGUUUAAAAUUGAUUCCGUAAUUAAGGAAUUAGGUGACAAUAUAUUUCGCCGUACCAAAAAAACAAUUCUCUAUAUUAAGUGCUCUACAUACGUCAACUAUGAACGUGAUACAAUUAAGAAACGACUUUCGGAACAUCUCAACAGUGCAAAACGCAAGAAACAUAACACGCUACAGUCGCAAACAUUGUUGUUUGAAAAUGGAAAUGAUUUUGAUAAAGAAAUGGUUGAAGCAUUCACCAGUGCAGAUAUUCUGCUUGAAAAAUUAAAUAACGAAAAACUGAGAUUGUUUCUCGAGAAAUAUAUGAAGAAGCUGAUCAAAAGUGUUCCAGCACUGUGGGCACAUCAAAAAUUAUCUUCAACUCAGUAACAGAAGAAAUUAAGGACAAAAUUAAUGGACAUGAUGUCUAUUUCAUUGUUGACGAAACUAGUGACAAAGUGCAAUGUAAAGUGGUCAACAUGCUUGUAGGAAAAUUGAAUGGUGAGAAAGCAAAAUCAAUGUUAAUUGAUGUGACAUUUCACUCAAUAGUUGACAACAUUAUAAUACAAGAAUGUAUACUCAAUGUGUCUAGAAAAUUGUGGCCAAAUGAUUUAAAAUAUUCAAAACUGAAGUUAAUAGUGACAGAUCGAGCAAAAUACAUGAUGAAGGCAGUAAGUGAGAUUAAGAAAAAUUCAUUGAUUUUUUCAAAUGUACAUCACGUCACGUGUCUCGCUCACGCCUUACAUAACGUUGCAUUUAGGAUUCAGAAUGAGUACAAAUUAACAAAUUCGCUUAUAUUAGAAAUGAAUAAGUUUUUUGUGAAGUCAAGAGAAAGAGAAAAUGAUUUUAAGAAUGCAACUGGAGUUAGUAAUCUUCCUCCAGAACCAAUUAUCACUC
Molecule: messenger RNA, 1217 nt
Organism: Centruroides sculpturatus (bark scorpion)
Lineage: Eukaryota; Metazoa; Arthropoda; Arachnida; Scorpiones; Buthidae
Exons: 2
Coding region: 321-710 (129 amino acids)
Source: RefSeq, a predicted model, not a curated record